GUAGACUUAAAACGAUAUUGGCAAUCACUAGUAUUCCAUAUUGAUGUGAUUAAAACCUAAUUUUUACGUGCUUUUUAUACAAAUAAGUUAUUUGAGUGAUGUGUAAAAUAUUUGUGCUUCUUUUUUGAAUAAAAUUACGUGUUUUAAUGAACAUUUGUAAAUGAUAAUGCCCCGGAUUCACAAUGAAAUGUCCUCCUGAGGUAACUUGCAUAGUCUGCCAACAAGUCUUCUGUUGCGCCGACUGCCGCCGCCGACACGAGCGAACCGUCCACGGUCUCCCCUACGACUGUCCCAUCUGCCGUGAAAAUCCCUUCCUGUGCCAACCAGACCAACUUUGCCCGGCGUUCCUCAUCCACUUACAGGAGCAUCUACCUCUGCAUUGCUCUAAGUGCGGAAAGGUGUUUACAACCAUGGACGAGCUUUCUGAUAUAGACAAAUGCACAAGCCUUUCGGAAUUGGUGGACCACAGCAAAUCGAGUUUGAGAGUAGCAGAUGAGCGCUUCGAUUCGCUCUAUGAGAAGAUAAUUGAAGAUAUGAGUGGGGAAGAAGUGGAGAAGAAUAAUAAGACAGCUGUUAUUACUCCUAUAGUUAGGAGGAAAUAUUUAGUUGAUUAUGAACCGAGUGAUACGGAGCCAGAGGAUGGAGACAUGAGUCCAAAGGUGUCAUUCACGGGAACGGUAGCGCCCAAGACGCCCCGCCUGAAACGCAGCGCCACUCCCCACGUGAAGAAACUUCUGUUGGCGCGGCAGCAAGCAUUAGACGAAGAUGGCCGAGGAUCGCCGGACCUGGACUCAGGAACUGUCGAACCAGAGAUGACGACACCAAAUUCCCGUCCACAAUCCCUCGCUGCCGCUGCACUGGCUGUAACUACGAGCACUCCAACUCAUUCCGUACCUGGAGGAUGGGCAAUGUUUUCAACGCAAACUGAUUCGCCUUUGUCUGAGAUCGAGCAGGCUGACAGCCCACAACCUGAUGGAAACAGAACAGAGGAACGUACAGAGCAGACCGAGCCCGAACCAACUGAGCCAACCGACGAGAACACAGAGCAAACAGAACAGUCUGACAGCAAGCCUAAACUGAAGAGCAUUAUAUCGAGCCGGCGCGUGGGCAGCGCGGAGAGUGCAGAGCAGGACACAAGGACCAAGCGAGUCAAAUUUGCUGAUGGUACUGUGUUCCAGCCAGAGCCACAGCUUAAAAGAGUGUUUCGCAAACCAAAACGCAUGCUCACCCCCGGCCCAACGAAAGCCCGCUUCAACGUCAACCCCCGCUUCCAAGCUCUCAUCAACCGCUUCGAGCAGAACGCCUUCAGCCCACAAACUUCCCAAACUCCCAACACGCAUCGGACCCCUGACACCACUCGAACCCCGGACACCAUGGCGCGCACACCGAUCAACAACCGCCAGGAAACCGAUAACGUGCCGAGGGCUAUUGACUUUAAGGACAGUCCUGUUGAGCUGAAGAAUAGUUUAGUGGAGGAUAAUAGGGACGCAUCUUUUAAGUCUUGUGUGGCGACGCCUGGUGGCAUUGAUACAGCAAUUACGGCGCUUUCUACUAAUAUUGCAGGAUCUCUUCAAACCUGUAUCUCCAACGUCCUAAAACACACAGAGGAAGAGACCGAGAUCCAGUUCAAAUUCACUAUCACGAAAAAGAAAACUGUGCAGCGACCGGUGGAAGCAGAAGGGACAACAACGAACCAGGAAAAAGAAAAUCUUUGGGCUAGUGUGGCCAAGGCCGUGAAGAGCGCUUUUUGGGGGGAAGGCGGGGAAUUUGAGACUCCUCACAAGUCCAUCUCAUCAUGCAGCUCCUCUUCCUCCAAGAGGAAACAGCCGGACCGCUCCCGCUCGCCCAGCCCGCUUAGCCAUAAGAGGGGAAAAUAUGAACCGAGGCUGCGAGGCCGUCCGCCGCUACGUCAAGGGUUGCCGUUGACCGCUCGGCUGGCUAGACACGAUGUUACUAGCCAUAGCUUCUAAUCUACAAGUUGAGACGGCAAGCCAGCUAGGCCUUAAGAAAGGAAAAUAUAAACCGAAGAUGCGAUUGGGAGGCCGUUCGCCGCUAAUACAAGGAUUGCCUUUGACUACUAGACUGCUGGUAAGAGAUGAUGUCACUGAACCAACGCUGCGAGGUUUCUGCUACUUCCUCAAGGCCUGCUGUUGACUGCUGCUGAAGAGGCCUCUAAAUUACAAGAGCUCAGUACGGCAGCUGUGCAGCGUUGACAGAUAGACUAGCGAAGAAUUUGGUGAUGUUACAAGCCACCGUAUAAUUAUAAGGCUCUGCGGUGAUCAGGAUUGGCAGUAUCUGCUCGGCUAGCGAUAGGGAGCGUGCAUGUCAGAUUAUUGGCGCGAGGCGUAAAUGUGAUGUUUUUUGUUCCGAUGUAGCCCACAAGAUGGCAGAACCUACUAUACAUAAGAAAACACGUGACGUGUACAUGUGCAUGUUUAUGGUUCCGAUUCAGGCCACAAGAUGGCUGACCCUCCAACGCGCACGGUCCCUAUAGAUCAACGCCUGAAACUGAAUAAUACCUUUUGUACUUCCCAAAGCAUAUUCAUACUUACCAAGGGAAAACUCUUUAACCUUCUAGCUUUCUACGGUCAUAAUUAAUACUAGAACAAAUUACAUGCAAUGCAAUUUCAAUCCUUAUGUAUAUAAUCGAAUUUGUUUCAUUCGAUUUCAAAACGAAACGAAUUCAAUUAUAUUUUCUAAUAACAUUGACUCAAUUUUUUUUCUAGAAUAGAUGGGCCGCUAGAGAUUACAAACAAAAUAUUUUAUUUUAUUUUAGUUAAUUAUGAUUUUAGUUACCAUUUUAGAAUAACGUAGCUUACAAGUAAUAUUCAUAAGAUUGUAAUUGGUAUUCAUAAUUAUAACAUAAUGUAAUUGUAUACUUAACUGCUAGUUUAGAACUAAUAUUUUUGUUUCAUCAUUUAAAAUAAUCUCAUUCUGAUUCUAGUCUUCUUGAUGGCAAAUAAAAUGGUAUCCAAGUAACAAGAUUGUUUAGCAAUGUAAAGUUUAUUCCCCAUUUUCAAGCGAGUGUUGUCUGCAUAGAUUACCUACUAGACUCCGCAUAAUAAAACGUUUACGAUAAGUCACUGUUAGCACAUA
Cydia pomonella (codling moth) is the source of this 3096-nucleotide messenger RNA. RefSeq names its product proteoglycan 4-like. Bases 183 to 1970 code for a protein of 595 amino acids. Lineage: Eukaryota; Metazoa; Arthropoda; Insecta; Lepidoptera; Tortricidae. The record is from RefSeq and is a predicted model, not a curated record. The transcript is spliced from 9 exons.